GAACUUCGAACUCCGUUGAGGCAGGACGUCUUCCACUCGCUGCUACUUUGUUCACACUUUGAACUGAUUCCACGAGUGCUUACACAUUACCUACCACUUGCAACACAUCAUCACCUGUGUUAUCGCAUUAUCAGGAUUGAUCAGCAUCUAGUAAUUGCACUGGACCCUUCGUUACAUCCGCAGCAUGUCUGGAGUGUACUUCACGCUGAGAGAUUGAAGACAAGAAACGAGAUGACGAUGGACAUACACCAGAGGGAACGCGAGAGGGAAUUCCUUGCAGGCGGCGGUUCAUCACCCGGCUCCCCUGGCAGCCACAGUCCGACUCCACUGGUCACUCCGAUGGUGGCUCCCAAGGCGUCCAAGAGGAGCUUCGAUGUCGCCUUCCUCAUGGCACCCGACGACUUGAGCAAGAAAAGACAGCAACAGUUGCGACUUGUCACCACCGCUAGUCUUAUGCAAAGGUAUUCACCACCUGUAGUUGGAUCCGUGCAAAUACGCCAGGAACCCAUUCCACCCCAACUACCGACAUCACCCUUCGGUCUGCUGAUUCCUGGCUCAAGGGAUUACACCAUGAAAGACACCCCCAAGUCACCAUCACCAACGUUCACGAAAAGCGCUUUCACCAAGGUGACAACAGACACCUCCCGUCUUGAGCUGGUCACUCAUCUGCCUCAUCGUCCUGCGUCUCCUUCGUCGGUGUCAUCUGGAGGAGGGGCUUCACCGGAUGUCAGCUACCAAGAAAGCCUCAGUCCACCAGCGAUCAGUGACAGAUCAUCACCGUAUGCAUCACCAGCCAAAAGUGUACCUCCUUUUUUCGCCACAUCAGGGAAACCAGCUGCUUAUAUUUAUCAAAACUCGGUGAUGAAUUCUAGAAUGGGAGAUAAAAAUGAGGAGAGGAGAGGAUCUCCUGUUGAAAUUAGUAAUAAUCAUCAAGGUGGGAGUAGUUAUUUAGGUUAUGUUAGUAAAAGCCCUCCCCGGAUUAGUAAUCUUGUAGAGAAAGUACCCAAAGUGCGUCCGAAUUUGUUGUACUCUGAUGGAUUUGCACCCUCGCCUUACGGAGGUUUAACAGUGGCCACCUAUCCUUUCCAAACAAACUUCACACCUCCAGUACCCCCGCACCCUCUACUGACAGCGGCGGCCAACGUGACAGCUGCCGCGCUGCUUCCCCCCUCCCUCGCUGCCCUGACACUGCCUGCGCAGAACGUGUGCGCCAAGUGCAACAUCAGCUUCCGUAUGACCUCUGACCUCGUCUACCACAUGAGGUCGCAUCACAAGGGCGAGAGCAACACCUCUGACGCGGCCAGACGGCGGAGAGAGCAGGAGAAGCUCAAGUGUCCCGUCUGCAACGAGAGCUUCCGUGAGCGACACCACCUCACGCGUCACAUGACGGCGCAUCAGGACAAGGAGGGUGACGCUGAUGACGAUAGCGUUACUGACGCGCCGUCGCGGUCACGCGUCGCGUCAAAGUGACCCGGCCGGCGUGGGCUUAGACGCCACAGUCAAGAGCAGCGAUUCUACUUGUAUGACAGUUACCCACAGUUUUAAAAGUGAUUCCCUGACUAAUCACAGUUUGAUAAUGAUUGUUUCAAAAUUCAUAAAAGCAUCUCAGAUUCCUGGGGCAAUAUAUUCCAGUUCCAUGACCAUAUCCAUAUCAAACAAUUAUUCAUUUUAUUCGUCAUAACCUUACAGUACAGUAAAUUGUAAGAAUGAAUCAAAUAGAAAUGAUUGAUUGAUUAUUGAAUGCAUGAAUUGAAGUUAUAAAUAGAUUUCUUCACAGUGAUUGUGAAAAUAAAUCAAUUCAAAUGACACAAAAUAAAAAUUGUAAAUUCCUCCCCAGAAGUGCAAGAUCGAAAAAUAUAAACAAUAGAAUUGAUUCACGUGUCAAAAUAAAUUAAUUUCGCACUAAAUCCUGAAGCUAGUUAUAUUGAACUAUUCUAUGUGAUAUUACCAAACAUAACCUUCUCUAUAAAAAUCAGUCUACUAAUAAGUGAAAUAGUAUAUCCUAGAACUAAAUUCAGAGACAAGUCACAGGGACGAGAAGUGUGUAUAUGCUACCUACCACUAUAGAAGUUGUUACAUCUACUCGUAAUCAAAGUACUAAAACUAAAUAUUUCCAUACUAAUAAUUAUUAUGACAAUUACUUGUAAAUUAGAUUCAUGAUAGUAUUCUUCCACUAAAAAUGGGAAUUGUAUUGUUGAAAAAACUAUGUGAUACAGAGAUCCAACUAUUUGAACUUAAAUUAAAAUAUGAAUGUGCAAUACUUAGUCUAAGUUUAUAACUUGAUAUCCAUCUUAUAGUAGGCUAUCUGAAUAGGAAAGUUAUCUCAUAUUAUGUGCAUUGAACAAAUUCAUGUGAAAAUAUAAUUAGAAAUAUUCAUCGAUGUAAAGUUGUGUAAAUCCCAAAAAUUCAAUAACUUCCCAUAUCGCAGAAUAUUGUUUAUAGAGAUACAACUACAACGUUUCUCAGCUUUGAAUCCUUGAAUGGUGCAGAGUAUUCUAUAAAUAUUAUUCGUAAGUCUAUUGUAAAAAUUGGUGUAUAUAAAUAUGCGCUUGUUGAACCAGCAUAAAUUUGCUAUUAAAGCCUAUUACGUUUCAUUUA
This is a messenger RNA of Nilaparvata lugens (brown planthopper), 2598 nucleotides long. RefSeq lists its product as uncharacterized. The transcript has 3 exons. The coding region runs from base 232 to 1470 and encodes 412 amino acids. Gene Ontology annotation, cellular component: nucleus. Gene Ontology annotation, biological process: regulation of DNA-templated transcription. The record is from RefSeq and is a predicted model, not a curated record. NCBI's taxonomy places the organism in Eukaryota, Metazoa, Arthropoda, Insecta, Hemiptera, Delphacidae.